UACAGCUUAUCAAUCGUUAUCGUACAUCGUACAUUGUUGUUAGAUUGUUGUCAUUGUUCUUGUUGUAAAAGUAAUGCAUUUUAGGAGUUUAUAUUAAAAUUACAAGGGGUAAUAGUGAAAUGGAUCCUAACAUAAAAUUCUAUCCUUUGAUUAGUUCUAUUCAAAAAGUGGCUUUGUUUGAAACCAAAUCGAAACUUUAUCUGAUUGGAAGUAAUGGCCAGGAGACUCGCUUUCGGUUGUUGGAAAUUGAUCGCCGGUCACCGGAACUUUCGAUUCACGAAAAUGCCAACGAACUGGAAAAGAGCGAUAUUCGCAAGUUCGUCCAAUCGAGAUCGUUCAUACGCUCUAUCAGUGCCUACGGUGUGCUGGGAUUCAUAAAGUUUUUGGAAGGUUACUAUCUGAUUCUUGUCACUAAGAGGACGCGCUGUGCCUUCAUUGGGAAGCACAUUAUUUACACGAUCAAAGACACUGCGAUGAUUCGGGUCAAUGAAGCCCCGGUAGGAAAGCAGAUACAUCCAUUGGAGCAGCGGUAUGUGAAGAUGUUCAACAGCGUAGAUCUGAAGAGCAAUUUCUACUUUAGCUACAGUUACGAUCUAACACGUAGUUUGCAGUACAACGUCUCGGCACCAAAGUUUGUAGGAAGUCGGAGCGAUAUUGAACUAGAUGAGCCUUUAUUGUGGAAGAAUAGUUCCGGAGAGAAGACUACCUACGCAUUUCGGGGUGUGUCUCGUGCCAGAUUUGUUUGGAAUACUUCUUUGAAGCCAAUGGAUGGAAUAUUGCAUAAAGUGAAGCUAGAAGUUAUACACGGGUUCAUCAGUCAAUCCAGCAUCAGCAUAUUCGGCCGACCAAUAUACGUAUGCUUGAUUGCUAGGAGAAGUACCCGAUUCGCUGGUACAAGAUUCCUGAAGCGAGGUUCUAAUUAUUUUGGGGACGUUGCCAACGAGGUAGAAACGGAACAAAUAGUUCUAGAUGGAACAAGGAUGUGUAGCUUCACACAGUUGCGGGGAUCCGUUCCUUCUCAUUGGUCUCAAGACGUUAGCAAAAUGGUCCCCAAACCCCAAAUAGCACUUGAUCUUUCGGAUCCGUACGGGGAGACGUCAGGGAAGCACUAUCAACGGCUGAUGUUCCAUUAUGGUGCACCGAUAAUCAUACUCAAUCUUGUUAAAAAGCGUGAAAAGCGUCGACAUGAGGGUGUUCUUAGUGCUGAGAUGCUGGGCAGUGUGGAUUAUCUCAACCAAUUUCUUCCGCCACAGUAUCGCAUAAAGUAUAUUGACUUUGAUAUGGCCCGAAAAAGCAGAGGCAAGGGUAGCGUUAUGGAAAGUUUAGCAAAAUACGCAGAAAGCGUAAUUCAACAAACAGGAAUGUUCUUCCUGGAUGAAGAAGUUAGUACACAGCAAACGGGACUAGUGAGAGUAAACUGCGUCGACUGUCUGGAUCGUACAAAUACAGCGCAGUUUGCCAUCGGCAAAUGUGUUCUCGCUCAUCAGCUAUACGAUUUAGGUUUUCUAAAGGAGAAGAAGUUGGAGUUUGAAUCUGACUGCGUUACCAUGCUGGAGAAUCUGUACGAGGAUCAUGGUGACACACUGGCUCUGCAAUACGGUGGUUCCCAGCUGGUCCAUAGGAUUAAAACUUACCGUAAGACAGCGGCUUGGGCUUCCCAGGGAAACGACAUCAUACAGACCAUAAGUCGAUACUGUAGUAACACGUUCAGCGACACGGAGAAGCAACAUAGUAUUAACCUGUUUUUGGGCUACUACAUUCCUUCGGAAUCAGAAGUUAACAAAUCAACACACAUAUGGGAUUUGGAGACAGAUUUCUACAUUCACAACUCGCGUGUCGAUAUAAUUCGUGAAAUUUCCUCAGAACCACUCACACAAUGGGUUCGGCCCUUCGUCAUGAAACAUUUACCCUACUCCACUAGCGAUAACAAUCGUGUCGUCAACGAGCUCAUCAAAAUCCACUCAACCGACGCUGAAAUAAUCGAUUAUUACUCCAACUUCUACUACGGAUUCAAAAUAACUACGUUCGAAGAGAACAUUGCAUACCAGUUGUCACUGCUGGCUCGAAACUUUGUCCCAACUUUCCGAACUAAUUUUAGUCCGUUUGAACCUGUCAGAAGGGGCGAAAGUGCUACUCUUAAAAACCCUUCCUUGACUGGACAGUCAUCGACUAGCUCUACCAACAGUUCAUCUUCCAGUUUAGACGAAGCUUCCGACUCAGAUGAAGAUGACCGCAGCCUUCGCAAUACCGCUCAAAAUAGUAGUACAAACAGCAGCAGAGCGGAGGAUCCGGUCACUAUCAGUAGCAUGUUUCCGAUGACCGGAGACGUCUAUGGGUUUGAAAUCAAAGCCCCAAAGAAAACGGACAUGAUCAAGUAUCAUAAAUACGUUCAAAUGAAUCGAAUUUACAAUCCACAAAAUUAUACCGGAUUGAAAAGUGACCCGAAUCAAUCGCAGUACCAGCAGCCAUAUUCGUUAGCACACUUGGCAGCGGAUGGAAUUGUUAUACAGAAUAAUGAAAUAAAUUUCCGGAGAGAUGUAACUCGAUCCUCGGAAGUGCAGGAAGACAUACCGAUUCCUACGGUGAAACCCGAAAGCGUUGCCAUCUAUGAGAAAUAUUGCCAAAUGAAUCGGACUAUCAUGGAUCAUAAGGAAGUCGAUCCAAUUAUUCAAAAGUAUGUAGAUGCUUUCCAAUAAAUUAUCGCACAAACGUAUAUAAUAAAAUAUCAAGGUUAAUCCACAUU
Armigeres subalbatus is the source of this 2743-nucleotide messenger RNA. RefSeq names its product polyphosphoinositide phosphatase-like. Gene Ontology annotation, biological process: phosphatidylinositol dephosphorylation. The record is from RefSeq and is a predicted model, not a curated record. Gene Ontology annotation, cellular component: intracellular membrane-bounded organelle. Lineage: Eukaryota; Metazoa; Arthropoda; Insecta; Diptera; Culicidae. Gene Ontology annotation, molecular function: phosphatidylinositol-3,5-bisphosphate 5-phosphatase activity.